CAACAGCCACCGCUCUUGCUCUCCCUCCCUCCCUCCCUCCCCUGCUUCCUUCCUUCCCUCCACCCUCCCCCCAGUCGGCGCCUGCCUAGCUAGUACCUACCCUUCGUGCCUUCCUCCCCCGGUCUUGUUCUGCUCACUCUGCAUCAAAAAAUAAUUAUUUUGCGACGCAAGACCAUAAUUCCCUCGCCGCUUCUCAUUCACUCUUUCUCCCUCCCAUCCCUCUCUCAACUCUUUCCCUCCCAUCCCUUUCUUUUAUCUCCUCCUCUUGACGAUCGCGCGGCAAUCAUCCUCAUCCAUCAUCUCCACCAUGCCUUACAAUACUCGCCGCAAGUCGCUGUCGCUGCCUUCCCUAGGCAUAGCUCUCCCUGGCCGACCGUUAGCUCGCUCACCGCCUGCCACAACAAUAGACUCUCAGCACCAACAACCACCACAAAAGAAAGUCAAGCGCACACACUCUAUCACAUCCAACACAUCCAACACGUCCGCCGCCGACAGCCAGUCCAACAAAUCGACCUCCCUGCGCAUCGAUGAGCAUCGACCAAAAAGCUCAGGCCGUGUUGCAGACACCCCGCCUCCCUCCCCUGGCGGUGAGUCUGGACAAAGGAAGAUAGACACCCAAGGCAUUGAUGACACAAUCGUCGUGGGCGUCAUUGAGCAACUCGAGAAGACGGGCAAUAGACCUCACCUACUCAAGGAAUUAGCCGCAAUUCUCUCCACUACAAUUCCUAUCGUCGAAAGCUCUGCAAAUCCCGCCGCCAUAAUAUCCUCGCGACUAGCGACCUACCUGAAGCGUUCCUGGACUGCGCUGUCAAGAUGCCCCCUCGAUAAGAAGCUCGUCGGUACCCAUCCGAAGCGCGUGUACUACUUUCUCACUACAUCACCGCACCAGCCCAUCCCAACCAACCCGAGUAGUGCUCCUUCCACCGCAAGGAUCAUCUCCCCGUCGCUUUCUUCAGCCACGUCUGAGGAGGCUGAGGAUGCCGAGGCACGCUCGCGCGAUCGGAUGUCGCCUUCGCCGGAGCUGGAAUUCUCUUCGUACGAAGAGGAUGAGGAGAGCGACAGUAAUCCUUUCUCGAAUCAAUCGCAUCCACCAACCUCUGUAAACAUAGCACACAAUCGACGGGCCCAAUCGCCUCCCUUGGAGAAGGACGAGCGUGAAUUUACGCAGACUGCCUCCUUCCUCCAACAGAGGAGGAAGAGCCAGGAGGCGGAAAGCCAGCGCGUAUCCAGCUCAUCGGCUGCCGGUACACAGUCGACAGACGUGAUCAUGGACGACGCUUCGCAAGCCAUGGACGAGACCGAGGAGAGUGCCGCGCGGAAGAACUCGGAGACCGCAGCUGCGCUAUUCGGCUCAAUGAGCCACCUCUCCAAUUUCCAUGCCUCAGACCUCUCUCCCGGUAGUCCGCUCAUCAAACCGGUGCAGUCAAUUGAGACCCCCCACACUGCGCUGAAGCGCACCGCGUCCAGGAUGGAGUAUCCCGACCUCGACUGGAAUUGGGAUCCCAAAGGCCCCGAACAUAUCGAGCUCGAUGAACUCGAGGAUCUGUUCGACGAUUAUUAAAGUGCGGAUGGUGCGAAGGCGCUUCCGCUCCGGGCGGUCAUGUCUAUUUAACGAAUCUCCUUACAGUCACAAUGUCCACCAACCAACCUGGUCACUACUUUCCUGCUGAUCAUAUGACUUUAUUACCCUUCAUCUCUUCUCUUUUCGCUCUUCUUCUUCUCCAUCUCCAUCUUU
Aaosphaeria arxii CBS 175.79 is the source of this 1735-nucleotide messenger RNA. RefSeq lists its product as uncharacterized. The record is from RefSeq and is a predicted model, not a curated record. Lineage: Eukaryota; Fungi; Ascomycota; Dothideomycetes; Pleosporales. Bases 308 to 1561 code for a protein of 417 amino acids. The transcript is spliced from 2 exons.